AUGGAUAACGUUAAGAGUUUCAAGAAACAAGAAGCUUCAACUGCAAUGGCUUCGGUUGCUGCUUCAGUUUCAUCUUGUUUCCAUGGAGAAAACUUGUCCUCUUCAUGUUCUUCUCUUUUCUCAAGGGCUACGCUCGCCUUCUCCCCAUCAAUCUCCGGUAACGAUUUCAACGGUAGAAAACGAUUCAUGGUUUUGGCGAAGAGAUUAUCAGGAUUAGAGGAAGCCAUGAGAAUACGAAGGGCACGUGAGCAACAAACUUCAACACCAAUUAAACGAAGAACACCUUUAAGGCGACUAAAGGUAUCACCACGUCUUCCUGUUCCUGAUCACAUACUGAAGCCUCCUUACGUAAGCACAAAAUUGUUACCAGAGAUUUCAAGUGAGUUCCAAAUUCACGAUGAAGAAGGCAUUGCUCGCAUGAGAGCUGCUUGUGAGCUCGCUGCUAGGGUUCUUGAGCACGCUGGAACUUUAGUUAGGCCAUCAGUGACAACUAACGAGAUUGAUAAAGCAGUUCACCAAAUGAUUAUAGACAAUGGUGCUUACCCUUCACCUCUUGGCUAUGGCGGAUUCCCAAAAAGUGUUUGCACUUCAGUUAAUGAGUGUAUGUGUCAUGGAAUACCUGAUUCCCGUCAAUUGCUGGAUGGAGAUAUUAUAAAUAUUGAUGUCACAGUUUACUUAAAUGGUUAUCAUGGUGAUACCUCAAAGACAUUUUUAUGUGGAAAUGUUGAUGAAGCCACAAAACGACUUGUGAAGGUUACUGAAGAGUGCUUGGAGAGAGGCAUUUCUGUUUGCAAAGAUGGUGCUCUUUUUAGAAAAAUUGGGAAAAGAAUUAGUGAACAUGCGGAAAAAUUUGGCUAUGGUGUUGUGGAGCGUUUUGUGGGACAUGGUGUGGGAACUGUAUUUCAUUCAGAGCCACUUAUAUUUCAUCACCGAAAUGAGAAGCCUGGUAGCAUGGUUGAAGGCCAAACAUUUACUAUUGAACCAAUUCUUACACUUGGAAGAACAGAGUGUGUUACAUGGGAAGAUAAUUGGACUACCUUAACAAAGGAUGGAAGCCCUGCAGCUCAAUUUGAGCACACUAUUUUAAUCACAAGAACUGGUGCGGAAAUCUUGACAAAGUGUUAGAAGAUUUUGACAUGAUU
Molecule: messenger RNA, 1142 nt
Organism: Lactuca virosa
Lineage: Eukaryota; Viridiplantae; Streptophyta; Magnoliopsida; Asterales; Asteraceae
Source: the annotation of a GenBank genome assembly